Cuscuta campestris is the source of this 498-nucleotide messenger RNA. Lineage: Eukaryota; Viridiplantae; Streptophyta; Magnoliopsida; Solanales; Convolvulaceae. The record is from the annotation of a GenBank genome assembly.
CUAAAAAACUCUUUGUUUUACUCUGCAUUAUAUAAAGGAAAUCAAUUCUCAGAAGAAGAAGAAAAAAAUAUGGAGGUAAGAAUGGGCAGAGGCGGCGAAAGUAAAAAUCGGCCGAAGAGAGAGGGCCCACUGUGCGGCUUCUUCACCGGAGAGGAGGUGGAGGUGGCGAGGAUCAUAGCCAGUCUCCCUCAGCUCAUCAAGGCCAAAUCCAAAUUCUCCGGCGGAUUUCGCGGCCUCCGAUUCUGGCUGUGGAAGAAGAGGAGGUCGGCGGUCGCGUUUCCCGUCGUUGCUCCGCCUCCGACUCCGCCGCGCAUUCCGUCUCGCCCGCCGUCUCCGCCGUCUCCUCUGGCGGUCGAAUUGGAAUUUUACCGUCCGCAGCGGCUCCUUCGCAGAGACUUCCCCGUCGAGAUUUAACAUUAAUGCAGAAGAAAAAAGAACGUGACAUAUAUACUUGGCAGUAACUAAUUGUGGUGGAAAAAAUCAAACGUGUCCAUCAAU